Molecule: messenger RNA, 2399 nt
Organism: Daphnia pulicaria
Lineage: Eukaryota; Metazoa; Arthropoda; Branchiopoda; Diplostraca; Daphniidae
Product: ionotropic receptor 93a-like
Exons: 12
Coding region: 826-1677 (283 amino acids)
Cellular component (GO): membrane
Molecular function (GO): ligand-gated monoatomic ion channel activity
Source: RefSeq, a predicted model, not a curated record
CAACCGAAUUAUAACGGAAACUUCCGGGCAUCCGCGCACAACAACUUUAUCAUUUUCUGGCGAUUCCAUCUUCCGGAUAGCAGUGAAACUGUUCCGCCAAAGGGAAAUGUGUGGACUGUUGUCAUUCAGUUGGGCAUCCGGGACAAACUCCAAUUUAAUUUUAAAUCUCAAAACUAUCAACAACGGACAUUCAAAGUUGAAAUUGGCUAUUACCGUGUCUGCUGGUCUCAUCUAUUGAGCGAUGGGUUUUCCUUGUCUCCUUCCACGGCUUACAAGUCUCCUAAUUUGCUCAAAGGACAACAUCUCCGCAUCAUCUGGCCUCGCUGGGAGGGUAACCCCAAAGGACUAUCAGGGCCGGUCAAAGGCGGUGUUCUUAUCGAUUAUUUGGCAGCCCGGUUCAAUUUCACGUACGAACAUGUUAGAGUGACUGAAAACCGGCUGGAACCCACCCAAAAUGGAAGAGGACUUUUUAGCUACCUUUUUGAUAAUCAAAGUGACUUGAUCGUUUCAGCUAUCGUGCCGACAUCUUCUCGCUUGAAAAUUGUUGAUAUUACUCUGCCGUGGAGUUAUGGCUCAUACGUUUUCCUCCUUCCGAUUCCCGACGAGUCGGCCAACAUUUACGCUGUCGCCAAACCCUUUCAAUGGCCGGUGUGGUUGGGACUGAUCAUAUCAAUUAUUUGCGUCAUAACCAUUUUGAAUUUACUCCAACGAUAUCUGGAAUAUCGUUCUCAAUUCGAAACUGGACCAAAUCCUAAGAACCUCAGAAAAUUGCCAAUCGUCGGUGACAUCCACCGACCUCUUAAUCGUCGCCGUCGAAUUGUUGCGAUGGUCGGUUCCCUUUUCGUCCCUUCUGGCAUUAGCCUCCGAGAAUCGAGAGGACAAACAGGAAAUCAAUACCUUUACGUCUUUGGGAAUUUACUGUCACAAGGUGGUCCGUGCACGUCGAAUCGGUUGCCGUUUCGACUGGUGGCUGGCGUUUGGACUCUGGCCGCUUUCAUCUUCGUCCAGGCUUACACUUCGACAUUAUUCACCUACGUCGUGGCACCUGUCAAUCAUCCGCUAAUCGAUUCCAUGUAUGACAUUGCCGACAACCCUGAAAUUCAUUUGCUGGUCAAAAACGAGGGGACUCCGGAUCGAUACUUUACGGGAAAUAACUGGACUGGAUUUUAUGAGAAACUGCGAGACAGGAUCAACAACUUUCCCCAAUCCCGCUGCACCUUGGUGUCCGAGUGUAUCGAUUUGGUCAAACCGGGAUCGAAAAAUGUUUUCGCAGAUGCAGGGGUUUACCAAAUGGACGCCAUCAAAGAAGAUUACGAAAAAACUGGCCAGUGCAACUUUCAGUUGGCCAAAGAGGAUUUCAACCACUUUUUCGCUUCAAUGUCUCUGCCGAAAAACAGCCGUUACACCGACACCAUUAACAAAGGGCUGCUGGAUCUCCAGCAAACGGGAAUAAUCGACCACUGGGAUUCCUGGUUCCGCACCAUGCCCCGCAAAUGUAUGGCCAACAUCAAAUACGGAUACAACACGGAAACCAAACCGUCGCCCCUGACACUCAAGAAUUUGACGGGCGCCUUUAUCGUCCUCUUGAUCGGUUCCAGCCUCUCCCUUCUCGCUUUCCUGUGCGAAAAAAUCCUUUCGAUGCCCAAACGCCACCGCCGUCGAAUCAACAAACUCUAAAACGGUCAGUGAAUCCACCCCGAAAUGGUCGUCUUAUGUUUUCACCAGGAAUUAAUUAGAAACGUUUGUUAAAAUGGUACACAUUAGAAAUGAAUGUGAAAUGAAUCUAAAGGGCAAAAUUCAGCUCUCAUUGUUUCCAAAACGUGUGAAUGAGGUCAGUGAUUUCCCUCGACUUCUAUGUACUUGUGUGUAGAGCCCAUAAUGGAAUAAAAAAAAAAAUUUAGAUGCAACUAUGAGCGUGUCAGCAUGCUGCUGUUUCGUGACUGUAAUAAUAGCACGUCUCGUACUCUGGCAUGUUUUACCAAAAACAAGUUAGUGUGCGGGGAACCGGAUUGUGGUCUCGUAUUGUUGCAACAAGUGGAACGCGCGUGAUGCAUCUUUUACACGGAGAUAUAUAGAUUAGAAGCAAACCAAAAUGAAAACCAGUUACAAAUUAUUCAUCGUUGACGCGUUUCUGUAUUUUUGGAAAAAGAACUUGAGGACGUUUUAAUUUUCGGAUGAUACGAAGAUAUCAGUGUUGGUAGUAAUCAAGAAUCUGCUAAAAAUUGUUAAUGUUUCAUUACCCAACCGUUAAAAUAUGGGAAAGUAUAAAAAGGUUAUCGCUUUAAAUUAAAUGAGUAAUUGAACUUUCUAAAUCCUCUAUGAGAAUUGCACUCGUGAUUCAAUGGAUAUGCCGUGUCGACGAAAAAAAUUUAAUCAAAAGUCAUGCAAUUAUUAUUCUA